Molecule: messenger RNA, 3589 nt
Organism: Hirundo rustica (Barn swallow)
Lineage: Eukaryota; Metazoa; Chordata; Aves; Passeriformes; Hirundinidae
Gene: TPGS2
Product: tubulin polyglutamylase complex subunit 2
Exons: 7
Coding region: 77-952 (291 amino acids)
Biological process (GO): protein polyglutamylation
Source: RefSeq, a predicted model, not a curated record
GCUACGGGACAAUAGGAAGGACAGAAAGGCAUUGUUCUGUGUCGGGCUGGACAGCAGCAGCAGGGUCCCGCGGAGGAUGGAGGAAAAACUCCCCACCGGCAUCAAGCCCUACCUGGACAAGCUCACUCUGGGCGUCACAAGGAUACUGGAGACUUCCCCAGGAGUUGCUGAAGUGACUUUUGUGGAAAAGGAGCCAGCUGAACGCCACACAAUCAUCUCUUGGGAGCAAAAAAACUCCUGUGUAUUACCUGAGGAUUUAAAGAACUUCUAUCUGAUGACCGAUGGCUUCCAGAUGACCUGGAGUGUGAAGAUGGAUGAUACCCCAAUGCCCCUGGGCUCCAUGGUAAUUAACAGUGUCUCGAAGCUGUGUCGGCUCGGGGGUUCCUCUAUGUACACUCUGCCUAGUGCUCCAACUCUCGCUGACCUGGAAGAUGACACAGAUGAGGAGGGCAAUGGAGACAAACCAGAGAAGCCACACUUUGAUUCUCGUAGUCUUAUCUUUGAAUUAGACCCGUGCAACGGGAAUGGGAAAGUCUGUCUUGUUUAUAAGCAUGCUGAACCAGUGGUCUCCCCAGACACAGAGAUCUGGUUCCUGGACAGAGCUCUGUAUUGGCAUUUCCUCACCAAAACCUUCACAGCCUACUACCGGCUGCUCAUCACCCACCUGGGUCUCCCACAGUGGCAGUAUGCCUUCACCAGCUAUGGGGUCAGCCCCCAGGCCAAGCAAUGGUUUAACAUGUAUAAACCCAUAACCAUCAACACAGCACUCCUGUCUGAAGAAGCUGAUUCCUUUGUGAACAAGCUGGACCCCAAUAAGGUCUUUAAAAGCAAGAACAAAACUCCAGUGCUCAAGAAGAAACCAUCUUCACUGCCACCAAGCUCCCAAAAGAGUCAUACAAGCAUGACUUCUGCCAAGACAUCCUCACUAGCUGGGAAUUCUUCAAGGAAGUGAGCCCACCAGAUCUGACUCUGGAUAACUUUUGCAAUAAGCUUUGAUGUUUUCUGCUGGAGAGUCUCAGUGGUUCAGACCAAGUUCUUGUGCAUGAAUAGAUGUACGUGCUCAUGGAAAACACAUUGCAGCACUUGCAUGAAAUAUAGCCAUGAUGUGGAUAUAGUUCCUGGAGGCUCUUAAAAAAAAAAAAAAAAAACCUUGAUACAUCAAUUUUACUCCCUUCUGCUACUUGCAGGAUGUACUUUUCAGAGGGCAUGAAGAAACCUUUGAUGUCACUGCUCCAAAGGGAAGCUUUUGUUCCUGUACAACUUCAACAGUGAAAUGAAAGCACAUGUAAUUCACUGUAACUCUAACAGACCCAUGUAGAGAAGUAGAGAGUAUGAAGAUGUUUCUGCCAUAUUCUUUGAAAGAAAACCGUCCUGACCUUGCAUGCUGUGGAAGCAGGCUGGAACCCACUGAACACAGAAGUAUCUUUCACUCCAGACAGAAUCCAACCCUGCAUUUCCCUGUGCUUAAUCCAACUUCUGGUCUGAGAUUCAUGGUACAAAAGGGCUUGGGACUUCCAUGUCUCUAUAUUAGCCUAUCCACUUGCUCUGCAGCCCAGACCACUUUUUGGCCUUCCUGCUGCGUCUUUUCAGAUGGUGACAUGAUUUGCAAUAAUCCUGAAGCUAGAAGUUGCAAGAUCCUUUGUUGCCUCCCUUUUGUGGGAACUGCUGAGCAGAGAGUCAGUGGUGUUGCAUUCCAUCAGCCAGAAGGACCCCUUCGUCUGUCACACAUUCAUUUGCAAAGCUGACCAUUGACACUUUCCAGUUGGGCGGGAUCUCACCAGGGGCGCUGAGAUCCUACAGCCUUAGAAGCCCCCGAUGCUGUUUUCUAUUCAGGUUGGAACUGCACUUUAACCCAUUCACUGCUGGUCUUCAGUUACUCCUGUUUGUUUCCAUUACUUUUCUAUGCUAUUCUGUCUUCCAAAUAUGCUGGAAUUAUGGUAGCACCCAACACAUUUUGUGCCUGAAUAUGGAAAUCGAAAUCACUGUCUUUAAGUAAGCAUUGACUAUUUAAACAGCAUCAUCUCUAAUUUUUGAAACCACCACAUAAUUACACGAGACAGACCUACCUCACAGGGUUGUUGUGAGGCUUUCAUGAGUAUUUUAUAGCCUUCAGAAAGAUGAAUCCAUCCUGUAAGUGCUUAAUAGUAUUUUAAUAAACAUUUGAAUAUUUUCCUCCAAAGUGAUUAGGUAUUUGAAGAUGCUUUGGGGAGUACAUGGACUUGGGAUGCAAAGGAUGUAAGAGCAGUGUUCAGGAUGGGUUGUUUGGGGUGUUUUUUCAAUGCAGUAGAGAAUCUCACUGAGAAUGGAUGGGUUACGGUGCUUUCAGCUAAUCCCCCUUGAGCUACUCCCAAAAUUCCCAGUUUAUUUCGCACAGGCCAAAAGACUGAACUGUGUGGCAGCUCUUCUACUUCUGUCCCACAGUCACUGUACAAAAUCUCUGCAGCCAUCAGCCCCUGCUCAGGCAUAUUUUGCCACUUCCAGCACUGCCAAGGGCCCACCUUCAAAUGCCAUUGCUGCAUUGCCUGGCAGCCACUCGCUGCCACCCCCAGAUGAGAAGAAAUCCUCUGAUGCUCUCAAGCCCAUAUGCAUCGUGAGACAGGCGAGGAUCUGUUGUAGCUGCUCUACUGCUAUAAAGUGAGCUCUAAUGAGAAAGCACAGGUGUCGCUUCCCACCCAAGCCUACUUCCCAUGCCAUAGUAAUACCUCAGUUAUCCUUUUAAUUUUGGGGUGGGAAUGGUCAUUAAAGCCAGUUAAGUGACCUUUUCUGGAAUUCUGUGCAGUAGUGAUGUUGUGUCAGUUCCUACUCUUGGAGAACUCUGUUGUUUAUUCAUGGCACCCAGCCCUGGGACUGCAGUUAUGUUCUUGUCAUACAUACCAUACUUGCUUAAGCACUUUCUAGAAAAGUUUGGAUUGUUGUCACUCUCCUGGGAACAGACAGCUUCUGAUAGUGUUCUGCUUUUAAUCCAGUGACACCUCAAACUUUUAAGGCUGUUGCAGGCCCACUUCAUUCAGAUGGAGGUAGCAGAAUUCCUGCAGCAGUGGGGAAACCUCUUACAUUUCUCAUGCAUUCAGAGUUGGAAAAAAGCAUGGUGGGAGAAGGGGCAGGGGGAGAAGUUUGUUCAAGUUUUUGGAGACACUGUCACAGAAGUUCUCUGACUUCUUUCCUGUGGUGGUAGUUGGUGCAGCUCAAGUAUAGAGUGUCAGUGAUGCCAGUGUGUUCCAGCAGAACUAUCACAGGAUUCAGGAGACCCUGUAGUUUAGUAAUUUUUUAAUGUUUCCUGAACGUUCAUAUCAAAAAGCAAAAAAAAAAAAAGCAUGAAAAAAACCCAAACAAGCCAACAGGUUCAUAUUCCUAUUUUAGACUGUCCUUGUUUUUCUCUCUUCUGUGCUGUUCCAAACUAGGUGUUCGUUAGGGUGACAGAUCAAUUUGCAUGUGAAGCAAACCUAGGCCCCUUGUCCAUCACUGUAGUAUCUGCUUCUUACCAAAGAAUAUUUCAGAUCAAAAUUUCUGUGGUAAUUAACUAAAUCAUGUUGUAUCUGCCCCUGUUGAUGCCUGUAUUUUGAUUUAUAUGAAUAUAUACAUAUCUGGA